Platichthys flesus (European flounder) is the source of this 1356-nucleotide messenger RNA. RefSeq names its product protein kinase, AMP-activated, beta 1 non-catalytic subunit, b (gene prkab1b). The record is from RefSeq and is a predicted model, not a curated record. Lineage: Eukaryota; Metazoa; Chordata; Actinopteri; Pleuronectiformes; Pleuronectidae. Bases 328 to 1134 code for a protein of 268 amino acids. Gene Ontology annotation, biological process: signal transduction. Gene Ontology annotation, molecular function: protein kinase binding. The transcript has 8 exons. Gene Ontology annotation, cellular component: cytoplasm; nucleus; nucleotide-activated protein kinase complex.
CCUUACCAUACACACACACACACGCAUACACAUCCAGACACACACAGUUGACUUUCGUUCAAAUGGCGACAACGCGCAGACUUCGGUGGAGAACAGGAGACUAAAGAAAAAGGAGGCAGGAAAAAACAAGAUUCAGGUUCUUCAUAUUGUUCAGAACCUGUGGGAUGUGACCCCUCUUCCGCUUUCUCCCCAGUCCACGAGGAAAACGCCUCGGAAACUGCAGCGAUACAACCGACGAGUUUCCACCCGGAAACAGAUGCACAUCGGAGCAGAGACUGCAGCCACCUACACCUCAGCUGAGAAGAUCCAGUGGUUGGCGUAACCAGGAUGGGGAACAGCAGCAGUGACAGGUCCAGCGGGGGUCAGGGUGAAAGGUCAGACAGAGAUGGAGCGCAGGGAGGAAAGGAGGCACGUCCUAACAUCCUGAUGGACAGCAUAGAGGACUCAGAUCUGUUCCAGAGGGAAGACUCAAAGGCUCCGCAGGAAAUACAAGAGUUUCUGGCCUGGCAGCAGGACCUGGAGAGCGACAGCAAAAGUCCAACGCAGGACAGGCCCACUGUGUUCAGGUGGUCGGGGGUCGCCAAGGAAGUCUUUGUGUCCGGCUCGUUUAACAACUGGGCCACCAAGAUCCCACUCAACAGAAGCCAGAAGAACUUUGUGGCGAUCGUGGACCUGCCGGAGGGAGAGCACCAGUACAAGUUCUGUGUGGACGGUCAGUGGACUCUGGAUCCGACAGGGGCUGUGAUGACGGCUAAAACUGGAACAGUCAAUAACGUUAUCCAGGUGAAGAGAACUGACUUUGAAGUUUUUGACGCCCUCAGGAUUGACUCAGAGGACUCUGUUGACAUUUCAGACUUGUCCAGUUCCCCGCCCGGUCCCUACCAACAGGACGCAUAUGUGAUCAAGUCAGAGGACAAGAUCAAACACCCUCCUAUCUUACCUCCACACCUGUUGCAAGUGCUGCUCAACAAGGACACAGUGAUCUCUUGUGACCCAACGCUACUUCCAGAGCCCAACCAUGUGAUGCUCAAUCACCUGUACGCCCUCUCCAUCAAGGACGGGGUGAUGGUUCUCAGUGCAACACACAGAUACCAAAAGAAGUACGUGACAACUCUUCUGUACAAGCCAAUAUAACCCACAGAGCCAUGAUCCAGCCUUGUGUGUUGGACCAAUCAUUUGUGUGCUUUUUUACACAGCUGCUACUGUGACUGUUUUCUUCAUAGUGAACCUAAAUGUCUUCCUGAUUUCAUUUUAAACACCCCUUAAUAUUUUGAAAAUGUGGUGCAUAUUGUAGAAACUGCAGCCAAAUGCUUCUAUCUUUAAGAAGAUUUUGUGUCAAACAGAAGAAGAAUCAAA